AUGUCUGGACGACGGCCCGGCAUUUCUCAGAAGCGUUUCUCUCACGACCGCUUCCAGCAGCUGCAGGACUCGGCCAUGGCAAACCCGCACGAUGCCACGAUCGAUAUCCCGCUGACCUCCGUGACCAGCAACACCGGAGCUCGAAACGACGCCUCCGGCAAAUACAUUCCUUCCAGCGAGUCGACUCCCGAACACCACGAGAAAAAACACCUCUUCCAUGGCCGCCGGGUCGUCAAUGCACAGUCUGGAGAGAAAAAUCAAGCUCCAGAAGAUGGCACAAUCACACGCAUGGGCAGAAUUUAUAGCAAAAUUUUGAACUUUUCCGUCGUGACCAGAUAUUUCAUUUAUGUGCUGCCAUUGGCCUUGCUCAUCGCUAUUCCCAUCAUUAUCGGAGCCACGGUCGCAACAGAAACAAGAAUUGGAGGCGUGGCUAUUGUGUGGUUUUUCACUUGGAUUGAGGUUGUCUGGCUGAGUUUGUGGGUUUCGAAGAUCGUUGCCCACUACAUUCCUUUCCUUUUCCAGUUUCUAUGCGGCAUUGUUAGCUCAGGUACAAGAAAAUAUGCUCUCAUUCUUCGAAACCUCGAAAUCCCUCUCUCGUUAGUUGGGUGGGCUGUGACAUCGUUGGCGACCUUCAUCCCGUUGAUGACCAGAAACCCCGAUAAUGUUGAACGGAAGGAUACCGGAAUCCAAAAGUGGCAGGAUGUGGUCAAGAACAUCUUGUUUGCUGCCUUCAUUUCCAGUUUGAUCCUAGUCGUGGAGAAACUCAUCAUCCAGUUGAUCUCAAUCAGCUAUCACCGCAAACAGUUUGACUCAAGGAUCCAGGAGUCCAAACAGAAUGUCCAAAUGGUCGCUAUACUCUAUGAUGCUUCUCGAAAAAUGUUCCCCGAAUACUGCAAGGAAUUCGAAACCGAAGACUACAUCAUUAAUGAUUCUAUUGUUGGUGUUCUUGGAAAAAAGGGCAAGGGAGGACACAGAAGAAAUGGCUCCGCUUCCCCAAUGCGUCUUAUUCAAAACGUCGGCCGGGUUGGAGACAAGAUUACGGCCGCGUUUGGCCAGGUUGCUCACGAGAUCACUGGAAAGCAGGUCUUUAACCCCACUGCCUCUCACUCGGUGGUCACAUUGGCUCUGGAGAAACGCUCAUCGUCUGAGGCGCUCGCAAGACGGCUCUGGAUGUCCUUUGUCCUCGCUGGGCGAGAAGCACUGUACAUCGACGAUCUUUAUGAUGUUUUUGGUCCUGAUCAUCAAAAUGAUGCGGAUGAAUGUUUUGCUAUUCUAGAUAAGGAUGGUAAUGGCGAUGUUAGUCUUGAUGAAAUGAUCCUCACCAUUGUCGAGUUUGGCAGAGCCAGACAGGCUAUCGCCAAGAGCAUGCACGACGUGGACCAGGCUAUUCAUGUUCUCGACAAUCUCCUCUGCACCAUCGUUUUUAUUUUGGUCGUCUUGGUGUUUGUGGCGUUCUUGAAUAAGGGAUUUGGCACCACGCUUGCCGCCGGAGCAACCGCGCUGUUGUCUCUUUCCUUCGUUUUUGCAGCAACCGCACAGGAGGUUUUGGGUUCUUGCAUUUUCUUGUUUGUGAAGCACCCUUACGAUGUCGGUGACCGAGUCGAUAUCAACACUACCCGUCUGAUUGUUGAGCGUAUUUCGUUACUCUUCACUGUCUUUAAAAAUGUCACCGACCACAAGAUCACCCAAGUCCCUAACAUCGUUCUCAACACCUGCUGGAUUGAGAAUAUUACGCGAUCCAAGGCUAUGAAAGAGAAGCUUAAGUUGACAGUCGACUUUGGAACUACCUUUGAGGAUAUCCAGUUGUUGAGACAGGAGAUGCAAAGAUUUGUUCUUGAAAAAGACAACUCCCGCGACUUCCAACCAGACGUUGACAUUGAAGUUACGGGCGUUGGAGACAUGGACAAGAUGGAAUUGACAAUCGAAAUCCGACACAAAUCCAACUGGGCCAACGAGACUGUUCGUGCUGCUCGUCGCUCGAAGUUCAUGUGUGCUCUUGUACUGGCACUCCGCAGAGUACCAAUUUACGCCCCUGGUGGUGGUGAUGCAGCCUUGGGAGACAUCGCUAAACCCACAUACUCCGUCGCCAUCUCGCAUGAGCAGGCUCAAGCGGGCAAGGACCAAUACGCCGCGGAAAAGGACGCCAAACGCAUGGUUCCCCUUACCGAAACAACGCCGCCAAAGUUCCCUCAGGCUCCACAGAAAGAAGAUACAGCCCAAACCACCGCCAUUGGCACCGUCUCCUCGUCCGGCCUGUCGUAUCGCAGCCCAACAGCUGGUAACAGCGAAGCCACGUUCGCGGAAGCGCUAAACCAGCGGCCAGCCGGGUUUGAUAGGACCCGAACCGAGACUGCUGUUCCGGUACUUAGCGCCAGUGAAGAAAAACCGUUGGCACGAGAGACCUCGAAGGGCGUACGGAACAAGAUCCCCUCGAGAACUGCGCUGUCUCCAAACACUCCUGCUGUGGAGAUUGUGAACCCAUUGGGCCAGCCUCCUGAGGAACACGGCACGUUCUACCAGCAGUCGCCCACGAGUCCUCAGCACCCAUACCGCCCGCCGUACGCCCAAACGCAGUCGAGCCAGACGAUGCAUUCGGGUGUGCAGGGUAGCCCGCCAUCUACAUAUCCAGCGCCCCCACCAGGACCGCCUCCCCAGGGCCCUUACCAGACAGGCCCAGGCCCGCGUCAGCAAGGACCGCCAGACCAGCAACGACGUCCGGCGCCAUGA
Messenger RNA from Ophidiomyces ophidiicola, 2727 nucleotides. RefSeq lists its product as uncharacterized. Gene Ontology annotation, biological process: calcium ion transmembrane transport; intracellular calcium ion homeostasis. Bases 1 to 2727 code for a protein of 908 amino acids. Gene Ontology annotation, molecular function: calcium channel activity; calcium ion binding. The record is from RefSeq and is a predicted model, not a curated record. The transcript has 4 exons. Lineage: Eukaryota; Fungi; Ascomycota; Eurotiomycetes; Onygenales; Onygenaceae. Gene Ontology annotation, cellular component: membrane.